CUCUGUUUCCCAAUUUCUCUCUCAUAGACGCUGCAGCUGCAGCAGAGCAGUGAGGGCCAAAAGUAGAACACGGAUCGUUGGCUUAUUUAUAAAAUUCACCCUUUAAUUUCUUAACUUUCAUUGGGGUUACAAAAUGCUUUUAAGAAGCGCAUCAACGCCGGUACUUAACUCAUGGGUUCCACACUCGAAGGAGCCAUCGCCGGAGCCCGAGUUUUCCCGCCAGAUUUCCCGACCCCGAUCCGUUUCCUUCACAGUUUCGUGUUCGAGCUCGAUUUCCGUGGGGUCGAGCGACGAUUCGAGUCGGAGGAUGAACAGAGCAUUGUCGGAGACAGAUCUGAGGGACAUGGUGGUUCCCAAAAUGAAAACUGUGAAGAACAAUAACGGGAUCUUGAAUGGGAUCAGUGUUGAGGAAGAAGAGGAGGUGGAGAAAGAAGAAGCUGGAUUUGAGUGGUGGAGAACGGCGUCGUUUGGAGUGGAGGAAGGGUGUGGGAUCGGCGGUGGCGGAGGGAAUUUCUGCGGAGGAGGCGGAGGCGGUGGUGGUGGAGGAUCCGAUGGUGGAAAUAACGAAUGGGGUUAUUCGGAUUCGAACAACGGAAAUGGUAGUACCGAUUUGUAUUAUCAGAAAAUGAUCGAGGCUAAUCCUGGAAAUUCACUUCUCCUCAGCAAUUACGCUAGAUUCUUAAAAGAGGUUCGUGGGGAUUUCGUGAAAGCCGAGGAAUAUUGCGGGAGGGCAAUCUUGGCUAAUCCCAAUGACGGGAAUGUUCUGUCUAUGUACGCUGAUUUAAUCUGGCAAACUCACAAAGAUUGCUCGAGAGCUGAAACUUACUUCGAUCGAGCUGUUAAAGCUUCCCCUCAUGACUGUUUUGUGCUGGCAUCAUAUGCAAGAUUUCUUUGGGAUGCUGAAGAAGAAGAGGAGGAGGAGGAAGAAGCGGGGGCAAGUUUGAGUAAAGGAUCAGUGCAAAGCUCUUUUCAUGGAGCUACUGCAACGCCUCCCCCUUUCGCUGCUGCUUCUUAAGACUCUUGUGACAUAUCUUGUAUUUAGCUUUUCUGACAUUUGUUAAUAUAUCUUUUCAAGUUUUGUUUUUCCUUUUAAGCUUUUUUUAAUUAGAUAUUUUUUUGGCCUUUUAGAAGAGAGUGAGAGUUGUAGUUAUUGAGAGCUCUGUUUUGCUUUCUCAUUCUUAGAGCCGUAUAAUGUAAAGGGGAAAAUAAGAUAUGGAAAUGAUUUUUCAUUGGAAUC
Theobroma umbraticum is the source of this 1237-nucleotide messenger RNA. RefSeq names its product Tetratricopeptide repeat (TPR)-like superfamily protein. NCBI's taxonomy places the organism in Eukaryota, Viridiplantae, Streptophyta, Magnoliopsida, Malvales, Malvaceae. Gene Ontology annotation, molecular function: protein binding. The record is from RefSeq and is a predicted model, not a curated record.